GCGGUAACAGUAGCAGUGUCUGCGAGCGUAUGAUAUGGUCAGCUUCCUCCCUUUGCGCUUUGUCGCUUUUCCGGGCGACCGUGGAUGGCGUAAGAGCGCAAUGAAAUCUGCCCGUCCUCAACCUCGGCAGAACCAUUCGCAAAACACAACUGUUCGAACAUGAGACGACAAACAACGCACGUAAAGUCCUUCAGUCCACGCUGAUGAUAGCCUGGCUCAGGCAACUGGCGAGCACUACAACUUCAAGUACAUUCCAUAGCCCGGGACCCCCCGGUGGGCAAACUCCGCUUCCGCAUUCCCAUCCCCCGUCUCAGCGUCAACCGGACCGUCAACCAUGGCACUACACCGGCUGUCCGUCCCCAGGCAAGCACAGUCUGGUUUCAGUCUCGCUGCCGCCCGUCAUCGAAACCUUGGUAGCAGGGGAGUUCCGCCUCCAUCUGGGCCGCCGCACCAGACUUCCGUGGUCUAAUCUGAGGAUUGCCUGCUGCUGGAUGUCACGGUUCCAAGGCCCUGUUCGAUGCGCAGACCGCGGGGAUACCGGCAAAACCGGUGCCCGUCCUGGUUUGGAUUCACGGAGGCGCCUACGUCGAGGGAUCCAAGGACGAGGUCAACCCGGCUAGCUUGAUCCACUAGAGCCGCGGGAACGGCGACCUAAGUGUCAUCGUUGUUGCCAUCAACUAUUGGUUACCGACAUUUCUUCCGCUUGUUGCUAGAUGUUAAUUGGAUGGAUGACAUUGCAGUGUUUUG
Parathielavia appendiculata is the source of this 747-nucleotide messenger RNA. RefSeq lists its product as uncharacterized. The record is from RefSeq and is a predicted model, not a curated record. NCBI's taxonomy places the organism in Eukaryota, Fungi, Ascomycota, Sordariomycetes, Sordariales, Chaetomiaceae. Bases 204 to 620 code for a protein of 138 amino acids. The transcript is spliced from 2 exons.